This is a messenger RNA of Syzygium oleosum, 2162 nucleotides long. Its product is annotated as cationic amino acid transporter 1-like. The coding region runs from base 178 to 2025 and encodes 615 amino acids. Gene Ontology annotation, molecular function: L-glutamate transmembrane transporter activity; L-lysine transmembrane transporter activity. The transcript has 3 exons. The record is from RefSeq and is a predicted model, not a curated record. Lineage: Eukaryota; Viridiplantae; Streptophyta; Magnoliopsida; Myrtales; Myrtaceae. Gene Ontology annotation, biological process: transmembrane transport; amino acid transport. Gene Ontology annotation, cellular component: plasma membrane.
AAUUUCCUCCUCUCUUUUUCUGUUCACUGUUGGUAUAAGUUGGCAUCAAGAUCCGAAUCCAUGCACACUCGUCUCCUUUCUAGUUCUGCUCGAUCUGCUCAAUUGCUAUCCCGUCUUGAGAUCGGCUCGGACUGAUCUCGGUAAGUCCGUGAAUCUUCCUUUCCUUGCAGAUCAGUCAUGGGAGGAGCCAGCGAUGCAGGCGGUGGAGGAACGAUGAGGAGGAGGUUUUGCUUAUGCUCGAAGGAUGACUUCCUCCCCGAAGCGUCCUUCAGGAGCUGGGGAAACUACUGGGCUGCCUUCAACGAGACGCCCGCGCGGCUGCGGGACCGGGUCCUGACCCGGUCCCUCGAGACGACGGAGCUCCACGAGGUCAAGGCCCGGAGCCAGCACGAGAUGAAGCGGACGCUGACGUGGUGGGACCUGAUCUGGUUCGGGAUCGGGGCCGUCAUCGGCGCCGGCAUCUUCGUGCUCACCGGCCUCGAGGCGAGGGAACACGCCGGCCCCGCCGUCGUGCUCUCCUUCGUGGUCUCGGGCAUAUCGGCCAUGCUCUCCGUCUUCUGUUACACCGAGUUUGCUGUGGAAAUACCAGUGGCAGGUGGAUCAUUUGCCUACUUAAGAGUAGAGCUUGGGGACUUCAUGGCCUUCAUCGCAGCGGGCAACAUCCUGCUCGAGUACGUGAUCGGUGGCGCAGCCGUCGCGCGCUCCUGGACGUCCUACUUCGCCACCCUCCUCAACCACAAACCCGAGGAUUUCGUCAUCAAAGCCCACGGCCUGGCCAAUGGCUACAACGAACUCGACCCCAUCGCUGUGUGCAUCUGCGGCAUCAUCUGCAUCUUUGCAGUCCUCAGCACCAAGGGCUCAUCCCGCCUGAACUAUAUCGCCUCGAUCGUGCACGUCCUGGUGAUCAUCUUCAUCAUUGUGGCAGGCCUCACGAAGGCUGACACGAAGAAUUACACCCCAUUCGCACCCUUCAAGGUCCGUGGCAUCUUCCAGGCCUCAGCCGUGCUGUUCUUCGCGUAUGUCGGGUUCGACGCCGUGUCCACGAUGGCAGAGGAGACUAAAAACCCCGCGCGGGACAUCCCGAUCGGCCUGAUUGGGUCCAUGGUUGUGACUACCAUUGCAUAUUGCUCGCUGGUCAUCACACUGUGCCUGAUGCAGCCAUACACCCAGAUCGAUACACACGCCCCCUUCUCGGUUGCGUUCGAGGCGGUUGGGAUGGACUGGGCGAAGUACAUCGUCGCCUUCGGGGCGCUCAAGGGCAUGACAACGGUGCUGCUCGUCGGGGCCGUGGGGCAGGCCCGGUACCUCACGCACAUUGCCAGGACGCACAUGAUGCCCCCCUGGUUUGCUAAGGUCAACGAGAAGACCGGGACGCCCGUGAACGCGACAGUUGUGAUGCUCUCGGCAACUGCGGUCAUCGCCUUCUUUACGAAGCUCGACAUCCUGUCCAACCUCCUCUCCAUCUCCACAUUGUUCAUCUUCAUGCUUGUGGCGGUCGCCCUCCUAGUGCGCCGGUACUACGUCAGCGGGGUCACGAAGCCUGCCGACCGCAACAAGCUCAUCAUCUGCAUUUUGCUCAUAGUUGGGUCUUCGAUCGCGACCGCCACUUAUUGGGGCCUCAGCGAGCAUGGCUGGGUCGGGUAUGUGAUCACGGUGCCAAUCUGGUUACUAGCGACUGUGGCAUUGAGGGUGUUUGUCCCGCACGCCCGGAACCCAAAACUAUGGGGCGUGCCGCUGGUCCCGUGGCUGCCGUCGGCUUCAAUUGCCAUCAACAUAUUCCUGCUUGGGUCGAUAGACCGGGCAUCAUUCGAGCGGUUCGGGAUGUGGACCGGGUUCUUGCUGUUGUACUACUUCCUCUUCGGGCUACAUGCUUCAUAUGACACAGCCAAGGAGAGUGGAGAGACCAAGGGCAAUGAUGGCUUGGAGUGGAAGAAGGUUGAGGAAGGGAAUGUGAGCUCCACAACAAAUGCAGGCCCUGGAGGUGUAAACAACAGCAGUGAAGCUUCUGCGAUUCCUAGUACUUAGGACAACACAGUGCCCUGUAAACUGCUGUCAUUGCAGACACCUGCUGUUUCAUGUGUUUAUAAUACUUCGUGAUUUGUGACCCAAGAAGUGGUUGUUCAUAAGCAGACUUUGUUUUAUAGACUCCCAUAUUCUGUCGA